AUGUCGUCUAUUCCGUCAAUAGACCUCACGCAAGAGGAACCAGAAGACGACAACGCGUUCCCCGUGUCUCAAAGUAGUCUCGCUCAGAACAGCCAAACGUUGCUGAAGGGUCUCGGACAGUCAGGUAUGCGUCUUCCAACUUUAAGCUCCGCUAUUGGGAGUUCAUCAAGACAAGAGCGACUUGCCCCAUGGGCGUCGAGAAGGCAAAGCAACCCACAGGGUAUGAUAACUACUCCAAGAUCUGUGCCGCGUCAACAAGAACUGAAAGAGGAACUACGAUCCCUGGAACAGUCAGAGGAACCCUUCUUUAGGUCUUUGGCAGUCGGUGAGGAUAAGGCUGGUAGUUUGAGUGAAUCGGGUCUCUCGCAGGAGAAUGGUUCGCACGAAGAUUCAGCUUCCAAAAGACGCAAGUUUAAUGGUACCACUGCGGAUGGUGUAUUUAAGGAAGAAACAGGAUCCCAAAAAAGUGGUAGUUAUUAUUCGAACGAAAGCAGUCUGACACCAGGCGCUUUCGGGCAAGAAGGUUUCGUUCCUAAUCUUUCUAAUACCACACCGCCAAAAAACGCUAUUGAGCUAUUUGAUAGAAAUCGAGAGCCGUCUACUGAGAUCUCAACGCAGUCAAAGAGGACACCCCCUCUUUUGACUAGUGAUAAAGACCAUGCUCCCGUCAUUUCACAUCAGCUUGACACUUCUCCCUUGGCUUUACGUUUGGCUAAUAGUAAUGAUAACGACACACCGAUAAUUGUGCUCAGUGACGAGGAUGACGAGAGACUGGAUAAAAAGCAUAGGCACCCCGUCAAUGAAGCUCUUCAACUGCAAAACCGUCCUCCAAAAGAACAGGGACAUAAUAAUACUGAUAAUAGUGGUUCCGAUGUCGAACGCUUAAGAGGUAUCCAUGAAAGUAACCUAAGGGCAAAAGUAUUGAGAGAUCGUCAGUUGGCUUUAUUGAGGACUACUUGCCGAGACACAAAGUUAAUUUUACACAAAAAGCUGCAGAAAAGAGAAGAGCUUAUUCGAGAAGCAGAUUCUAAGCUUCGCUCUCACUUAACUGCCAACAAUGAGUUCGAUCAACUAUCUAAUGUUAGACAAUUUCAGGAAGAACUGCGACUUUUGGAAGAGAGACGAGCACAGACUCUACAGAAGCUGCGAAAGCUGGAAGCUAAAGAAGAUGCUGCAAAUCAAGAGUAUACCCAAUUUAUCACCAAGCACACUACUAAACUCCAACAAUCUCAGUUGGACUUACAAAAUGCUUUGAGUAGCCGGAUACAUGCGAACAUGGUAGAAGAGCGAUCCAGGCUAAUGAGCGAAAGAUCGGAACUGGAAAGAAGUUUCAGAUCUGGUGCUAUAGAUUCCACCACACUGUUCUCAAGAAAAAGUGCAAUUGAUACAGCUUUGAAUCAAUUGCAAGCCACUCAAAUGGCACCGAAACAAUCUGGAAGUAUUCAUCAUUCGGAUGUUUACUUUAAGUCGAUUGAGGUUGCGCGGGAUUUAAUAAAAAAAAAUACUGUUAGGUCCUCACAGAACAAGAGCUUAAUGUCAUAUUACUUGAACAUUGUUGAGCAAUUCAGAAGAGCUUGUGAAAGUGGUCUCCGAUACAGUCCAAGGAAGAAAUACGAAGUUGAAAAGGCAAUUACUGAGCUAUUUCGGCAUGGCGUAAAGAUGCCUGCCGUUUCCAAGUACUUGAGAAGCAUGGGCUUUCUGGUAGACCCUGAUGAGUUUGAUAGAGCUUAUGCCGUGAAUAGCCCUGUUCAAAAUAAUGAUGAAUUUAUGACUGUUGAUGGGCAUCACGGUUCUGACGACGAUAUUCUUGAGCUUGUAAAAUCACAGGAAGAACGUCAAACGAAUCCGUUGCAGCUAUCGAAUAUUUACAACAUCCAAGACAACGACAGUCUCCAAGAACUACUUGAAGGGUUGAAAACAACUGAAGCAGAGGUAGAAGGUGAAGAACUGACACCACGCGAACUCACAGUUAAUCUCAUGAAGCAUCAACGUAAAGGGCUCAGUUGGUUGCUCCAGGUCGAAAAGUCAAACAAGAAAGGGGGUCUUUUAGCCGAUGAUAUGGGUCUGGGUAAGACCGUUCAAGCUAUUUCCUUGAUGUUGGCAAAUAGGUCUGUGGAUGAAAAAUGUAAGACCAAUUUAAUUGUCGCGCCAGUUGCUGUUCUGAGGGUUUGGCAAGCGGAGGUCAGAACAAAGGUGAACAAGACGGCUGGCUUAAAGGUUCUUAUUUUUGGAGGUAGCAAUGGCGCCAAAGUAGAGAGCUAUCGUAGCUUGCUCAGGUACGAUAUUGUAUUGGUUUCAUAUCAAACUCUAGCAAGCGAACUUAAAAAGCAUUGGCCCGCUAAGCUGACACAAGAUUCUGAAGAAUCGAUAAUGACGGACGUGCCUGAUAUAGUAGCGAUGAAUACGCUCAAGGAACGAAAAGAAUAUUGGUCGCCAUUCUUCAACGACCAGUCUAAAUUUUAUAGGGUUAUUUUGGAUGAAGCCCAAAACAUCAAAAACAAAAAAACUCAAUCAGCUAAAGCCUGUUGUGCGCUUAUUUCUAUUUAUCGCUGGGCGCUGUCAGGAACUCCAUUGCAAAACAACAUUAUGGAACUUUAUUCGCUUAUAAGGUUCUUGCGAAUCUCGCCAUAUAACCGAGAGCAGAAAUUUAAGUUGGAUAUUGGCAACCCGCUGGGACGAUUAUCCAACGAUUUUGAUAGUCAUGAUCGUAAGCAAGCACUUAAGAAGGUCCAAGUGCUUUUACGAGCCAUUAUGCUAAGAAGGACUAAGGAUUCCAAGAUUGAUGGAAAUCCCAUUUUAGAGCUUCCCGAUAAAACCAUUAACAACGAGGAAGAAACUUUGACGGGAACAGAGCUAAACUUUUAUUCUGACCUGGAAAUUAAGAAUCAAAAGAAAGCAGAGAAACUGUUGACUAAGCGCACUAAAGGCAAUUACUCUAAUAUUCUGACAUUAUUAUUGAGAUUACGCCAAGCCUGCUGUCACUCAGAACUUGUUGUCUUAGGCGAGCACAAGAGCGAGACGUCAAAAGUCGCAAAUGGUAAAGACUUCCAAAAUGAUUGGCUACGUUUGUUUGAGCUGGCUCGAAGAAUGCCUGGUAUUGGAAGAGAUGCAGUCACGGAGGGUUUAGAGAAUAUGACUUGCCCAUACUGCAUGGAGCAAAUGGAACUGGAUUCGACUAUGGUAAUCACACCCUGUGGCCAUAUGCUUUGUGACGGUUGUUCUGAGCAGUACUUCGAGGAUGCUCGUGUUCAAACCGGCGCUAGAAAGAUAGUAAACAGCGGUUAUCUUGUACCUUGCCUGGUGUGCAAUAGAUUCAUCGAUGACAAUGAGGUUAUCACAUACAAACUUUAUGAUCAAGCGAUUAAUCAAAACUUAACAGUGCAGGGUUUGAAAGACGAGUAUGCUGACGAGAUGCAAGCUCGAAAAGAUCGCCUCAAAAAUGGCUACAAAAUCAACUACGAGACCAUCCAACCGUCAACAAAGAUUUCACAGUGUCUGGAUAUCUUUCGCAAUGUACUUUCGAGCUCAAAAGAUGAGAAAGUCUUGGUAUUCUCGCAGUUUACUACUUUUUUUGAUUUGCUACAACAUUUCAUUCACAAAGAACUGGGAGUUCGAUAUUUGAGAUAUGAUGGAUCCAUGGAUGCUCAAGCACGGGCUGCUACAAUUGAAGAAUUCUACAAGAAUCCCGAGAAAAGAAUUCUCUUAAUCUCCAUGAAAGCAGGCAAUGCCGGAUUAACACUAACUUGCGCAAAUCAUGUUAUUCUGGUGGAUCCUUUUUGGAACCCAUUCGUUGAAGAGCAGGCAAUGGAUCGUUGCUACAGAAUUAGUCAAACAAAAGAAGUGCAGGUUCACAAGCUUUUGGUCAAAAACUCUGUCGAGGAUAGAAUUUUGGAGCUACAGAAGAAGAAAAAAGAGCUAGUAGAAAGCGCGAUGAACCCCAACAAAAUUCAGGAAGUCAACCGUCUAGGACGUCGCGAGCUAGGCUUCUUAUUUGGUUUGAAUACAUUAGAGUGA
Messenger RNA from Lachancea nothofagi CBS 11611, 4014 nucleotides. NCBI's taxonomy places the organism in Eukaryota, Fungi, Ascomycota, Saccharomycetes, Saccharomycetales, Saccharomycetaceae. The record is from the annotation of a GenBank genome assembly.